Messenger RNA from Salpingoeca rosetta, 1118 nucleotides. Its product is annotated as PKCq-interacting protein PICOT. NCBI's taxonomy places the organism in Eukaryota, Choanoflagellata, Craspedida, Salpingoecidae. The record is from RefSeq and is a predicted model, not a curated record. The transcript is spliced from 9 exons. The coding region runs from base 6 to 1118 and encodes 370 amino acids.
UCACAAUGUCGUGGCUGCUGUCGAUUUGGGAUUGGAUAUUUGGGGGUGACGACAACGCAACAACAACAACAACGCGCAACACAGACAAGAAGGAAGAGCAAGAGAGCACGGGAGUUGCGAAGAUGAGUGGCAGCGUUGAGGACAUCAAGAGCGCAGAUGAACUGCUCAAGCUCGCCAACGAAGCCAAGGGGUCUCUGGUUGUGAUCCACUUCUGGGCAGACUGGGCGCCGCAAUGCAAGCAAGUGGACGACGUUGUCGCCGAGCUGGCCAAGCGCACCCCCAACGCCAGGUUCGGACGCGUCGAGGCAGAGGCCGUCGUUGAGCUUUCGGAGAAGUUCACCGUCACCGCAGUGCCCACCAUCAUCCUGCUCAAGGGUGGCAACGUUGUGGACCGUGUUGACGGCGCUAAUGUCCCCGAACUUGCCAGCAAAGUCGAGAAGCAUGCAACGGCCCCAGCAGCGCCCGCAGCGUCGGGGCAGCAGUCAUCGGUGUGUGACUUGGAUGCCAAGCUGCGCAAGCUCAUUCACGCGGCCCCGGUCAUGCUCUUCAUGAAGGGCACGCCAGACGAGCCCCGCUGUGGAUUCUCGCGCACCAUGGUUGAGCUGCUCAAGUCGCAGGAUGCAGAGUACAGCUCCUUCAACAUCCUCGCCGACCCAGAGGUUCGCCAGGGCCUGAAGACGUUUUCAAACUGGCCCACAUAUCCGCAGCUGUACAUUGACGGCGAGCUCGUGGGCGGUCUUGACAUUAUCAAGUGGCCUCACAACCACCACCCUUGCCCCCAUCAUCACCAAUCUCCACCGUCACGUCGCCCGUGUGCGUGUGCGUGCAGGCUGAAGAAGCUGACGCACCAGUCGCCCGUGAUGCUGUUUAUGAAGGGCACACCUGACGCCCCGCGCUGCGGUUUCAGCAGGACCAUGGCGCAGCUGCUCAGGGACCAGGACAUUGCCUUUGACUACUACGACAUUCUUGGCGACGAGGAGGUUCGCCAGGGCCUGAAGACGUUCUCAAACUGGCCCACAUAUCCGCAGCUGUACUCCAAGGGGAACCUCAUUGGCGGUCUCGACAUUGUCAAGGAGCUGAUUGAGAUGGAUUCGCUCAAGGAUGAACUGAACCAGUAG